Phoenix dactylifera (date palm) is the source of this 1323-nucleotide messenger RNA. RefSeq names its product B-box zinc finger protein 24-like. Lineage: Eukaryota; Viridiplantae; Streptophyta; Magnoliopsida; Arecales; Arecaceae. Gene Ontology annotation, cellular component: nucleus. Gene Ontology annotation, molecular function: zinc ion binding. Gene Ontology annotation, biological process: photomorphogenesis; regulation of DNA-templated transcription. The record is from RefSeq and is a predicted model, not a curated record.
CCACAAUUAUAAGCGACUUUUAUCCGGUCCAUUGAACCAGUUACUUCCUAGACUUCCCUUCUCUCCUCCCAUCCUCUUCUCUCCUUUCCUCCUCUCCAAGCACCAACCACCUUCUUUUGUGUUUCUUUUGGAUACCCAUACAGCCUUCUUGUUACUCUCGAGCUACCGUAUUGGUUGGUACCUCUAAAGAUCAGUAGAAAGCUGAGCACAAAGAAGAAGAAGAAGAGAGAAAGGAGGGAACUUAAUCUCAGAGGAAAUAAGUGUUGAAGGAGGAGAUAUGAAGAUCCAAUGUGAUGCCUGUGAGAAGGCGCCGGCGACCGUAAUAUGCUGCGCCGACGAGGCAGCACUCUGUGCAAGCUGCGACAUAGAGAUCCAUGCGGCGAACAAGCUUGCGAGCAAGCACCAGAGGCUCCUCCUCCAGUGCCUCUCCAACAAGCUCCCUCGCUGCGACAUCUGCCAAGAGAAGGCAGCUUUUAUUUUCUGCGUAGAGGAUAGAGCCCUAUUCUGCCGGGAGUGCGAUGAGCCUAUCCAUGUUGCUGGUACCCUCUCCGGCGAUCAUCAGCGCUAUCUAGCUACCGGCAUCCGUGUUGCCCCGAGUUCAGUGUGCAAGAAGGACACCAAGAAGGGUCAGUCUGAGGCAUCAAACAACAGCCCAAUACACCUUGCUCCAAAGGUUCCAGCAACACAAGCUGCCUCAUCAGCAUUCGCACCCUCAGCAGCAUGGGCUGUCGAUGAGUUCCUCCAGCUGUCGGACUAUGAAUCCGGUGACAAGGGCGUGCCUCCUAUCGGGUUCGGAGAGUUGGAAUGGUUUGCCGACAUCGGUGUUUUCAAUGACCAGAUGCCCAAGGGAACCUUGACAGCAGCCGAAGUCCCUGAGCUUCCAACCUCGCAGGCAAGCAAUGCAGCGUUCUACAGAUCGAACAAAGAUAGUAACAUUUCCCACAAGAAGCCAAGAAUUGAACUCUCUGAUGAUGAGGAGUAUUUCACUGUCCCUGAUCUUGGAUAAACUGAAGCCUGCCAAUCUCUGUAUUGGUACAUUUGUGAUCUCCAGAGAGAGAUGCACAUCUGUGCGCCUAUCUACAUUUCUACAGAAAUGCAGAUAGAUAUAUUGACAGAUUAAUCUUGGCAGACAGUAUUACCUUUGAUGUUAGAUGUUUGGGUAGAAAAAAGUUUUUUGAGUGCGGCGAUAUUACUGAUAUCUUCAGUGCCGUUAUGGUUAAGAUUGGCUUGUAUUAAUACUGAAUUUGCUUUCCUAAUGUGUUUACUGUAACUUCACACGUCAUUGUUUAAAGAAUGGCAUUGGGUUUGUGAGAUUUUGGGAUA